GCCCUUGGGUCCGCCGGAAGUUCCUGCUGCGGAUAUCCGGAGUCUUUCGUGGAGGCUUCGGGUAACUGUUGGCCGCGUCGCUGCGGUGGUAGAGGAAGCGGUUCCGGGCCGCAGCGGGCGGGAGUGGCAGCUAUGCCCCGUUAUUACGAGGACAAGCCGGAGGAAGGCGCGUGCGCGGGCGUGAAGGAGGACCUGGGCGCCUGUCUGCUGCGGUCGGACUGCGUACUGCAGGAAGGAAAAUCCCCUCGGCAGUGUUUGAAAGAAGGAAACUGCAAAGCUUUGAAAUACUCCUUUUUUGAAUGUAAAAGAUCAAUGUUGGAUGCCAGAUCAAGAUUCAGAGGAAGAAAAGGAUAUUGAUUCUGUUAUGCUGAAACCAAAAUAAAAUCAACAAAGGAUUUUCUCUAGUCUAUAGAGUCCAAUGUAAGAAAUGUUUGCUGUUGUGGCCAGAGCAAAAGUACAGCGGGUAGAGUGUUUACCUUGCAAGUGACCAACCUGGGUUUGAUCCCCGGCAUCACAUAUGGUCCCUCAAACAUCAACAGGAGUAAUUCCUGAGUUCAGAGCCAGGAGUAACACCUGAACACCACUGGGCAUGGCCCAAAAAGGAAAAUAAAUAAAGAUGGAAGAGCUAUUAAAAAAA
Molecule: messenger RNA, 637 nt
Organism: Sorex fumeus (smoky shrew)
Lineage: Eukaryota; Metazoa; Chordata; Mammalia; Eulipotyphla; Soricidae
Product: cytochrome c oxidase assembly factor 5
Exons: 3
Coding region: 133-357 (74 amino acids)
Biological process (GO): mitochondrial respiratory chain complex IV assembly
Cellular component (GO): mitochondrion
Source: RefSeq, a predicted model, not a curated record